Molecule: messenger RNA, 2937 nt
Organism: Exophiala dermatitidis NIH/UT8656
Lineage: Eukaryota; Fungi; Ascomycota; Eurotiomycetes; Chaetothyriales; Herpotrichiellaceae
Product: F-box and WD-40 domain-containing protein MET30
Exons: 1
Coding region: 298-2430 (710 amino acids)
Molecular function (GO): protein binding
Source: RefSeq, a predicted model, not a curated record
CUCGGUGUCCUCAAGGUACUCAACUCUCGCUGCCGUCAGACGCCGCAAUUUUGCCAUCUCACGCCAUACCACCACUUCUCUGAGCACAGCUUGUCCCCUUUGCUGUGCAUCAAUCACCUGGGAUCUGGUCGCAUAAUCCAAGACAUCGUUUCUGGGCACUUGAUCUGCCUUUGUACAACCUCAAUCCCUCUUCCUUUCCUUUUUUCUCGUCGCAAAAACACGGUCAAUACCUAAAGCCCGAUAACCGAAGUCCCCGAAGUCCGACAGCCGGACUAGAGAAAGACAGCACCCCGCCAGAUGAGCACGACAUGUAAAAGUUCUUUUGCCCUCUCGAAUGCCCUCGUGAGCAUCGACAUGCCUUUCGACCUUCAUACGAAACACCCCCGAGAAGAUAUGGCGGACACUGAAUGGGAAGAACCUGCCCGGAAGAGACUGCGGCCCAACCCACAACAAGACGAGGAGGAUCACAAGUGUGAAGACCACUGUGAAGACACGAGACAUCUCCAGCACGUGCUGGACACCCAAAAAGACAAAAGCAUCACAAUUGCUUCCACCGCGAAGCACGCUCGCCAGACAGUAGCACCGUUUUUGGCCAAGCACAUUCCCUCGCAAUACGCGCCCUUGGGAAAGCCCGGAAGACCUCCGGGUAUCUUCCAAGAGAACAAGGACGCAAACUCCAAGUUCUGUUAUCGACACCGACCCGACCUGCUGUGUCGCCGGCAAGCGGAUGAGCCAUCGAUGGACAAACUGCAAAAAGAGCUCGAAGCCCUCUCACAGGAAGACCGACAGGGCAUCGUCCAGGUCUGGUCCUUGUUCUCGGCGGCACCAUCCAAACACCGCAAUCUUAUGCUGCAAGGCAUUCUCGCACAAUGCUGCUUCUCGCAACUCUCCUUCCUCUCGGCAAACGUUCGCGAGCUCAUUCGCAUCGAUUUUAUCUCCGCUCUCCCACCGGAAGUCGCAUUUCGCAUCCUAUGCUUCCUGGACACAACUUCUCUGUGCAAGGCUGCACAAGUGUCCCGGAGGUGGAGAGAGCUAGCGGACGACGACGUUGUCUGGCACCGCAUGUGCGAGCAGCAUAUUGACCGCAAAUGCACCAAGUGUGGCUGGGGUUUGCCGCUCCUUGAAAGAAGAAGGCUGCGUGCCUCGAAGAGACAGAUAGAACUUCGAGCGGCUGGCAACACGGCACUUACCCCCGACCUAGUAAAAGAUGAGGACGCUCAACCAGGCGCUCCGGUAUCCUCUGAAAGCGAGUGCCUAUAUGAACAUUCCGACAUUGAAAAGUCAUCUGAUGGCCGACUGUCCCCAGUAGCCACCAGACGACCGCCACUCGGCGCCAGCGACAGCGAAUCCUGUAGAAAAACCCGCCCAUGGAAGGAUGUCUAUAAAGACCGAUUCAAGGUCGGCACCAACUGGAAAUAUGGACGCUGCAGCAUCAAGAUCCUGAGGGGCCAUUCCAAUGGAGUUAUGUCGCUGCAGUUCUACGACAAUAUCCUGGCCACGGGUUCAUACGACGCCACCAUCAAAAUCUGGAAUCUAGACACUGGCGAAGAGCUGCGAACACUGAGGGGCCAUGCAAUGGGCAUUCGCUGCCUGCAGUUUGAUGACAACAAGCUGAUCAGUGGGAGUCUUGACAAGACUCUCAAGGUCUGGAAUUGGAGAACGGGCGAAUGCAUUGCAACAUACAACGGCCACACCGAAGGCGUGAUUGCGCUCCACUUUGACUCGAGCAUUUUAGUGUCCGGGUCCGUCGACCACACUGCAAGGGUAUGGAAUUUCCAGGACCGCUCGGUCUUUACCCUUCGCGGCCACACCGACUGGGUCAACUCGGUCAAGAUCGAUACAGCCUCUCGCACCAUCUUUACUGCAUCUGACGACUGCACCGUCAAAUUGUGGGACUUGGAUACCAAGAAAUGUAUCCACACUUUCGAAGGUCACGUAGGCCAGGUGCAGCAGGUCCUGCCUCUGCCCCGCGAAUUUGAGGCCGAUGAAGAGGAAGACCAGGAAGAAUCCGAACCGGGAACCCCCAACAGUCAUCUGACGGUCGACACGGAAAAUGGCGGGUUUCCCACUUCCUUCCAUACCGACCAUGCUGGCCUGUUCUGCUCUCAACCCGAUCGACCUCAACCGCCCCGGUACAUGCUAACCUCUGCAUUGGACUCCACCAUUCGGUUGUGGGAUGUGCAUUCCGGUCGAUGUAUCAGGAAGUUCUUUGGGCAUGUCGAAGGCGUUUGGGCUAUUGCUGCCGACACCCUGCGGAUUGUCUCUGGAGCCGAAGACCGCAUGGUCAAAGUGUGGGACCCUCGGUCCGGCAAGUGUGAACGCACGUUUACUGGACAUGCGGGCCCAGUUACUUGCAUCGGCUUGAGUGAUAGUCGCAUGUGUAGUGGUGGCGAGGACGGUGAGGUCCGAGUCUACAACUUUACGGCAUGAUUCUUGUCUUGUCUGGGGAAUUCUCUGGCAGGAUACGGUUGGGGCUAUAUGGGAUGGUGAAAUGGCUCGGUUUUCCAAUUUCUUUGGAGGGAAAUUCUAUCCUGCUGGUGUGUGCUAUUACGUUAGAGCCGGAGCUGGAAUCAAAAGGGCACGGGCUUUCUUUCUUUGGGUCUCAUAACAACAACAGCAUGGCGCCGGGCGUCUUUUCAUCUCCGCUGUUAUGUGAGCCACUAAUGAGUGUGGCGGAUCUUGCGGGCUUUGGACAAGUCACGGUCGUGGUUUAGGGCACAGUUUGUGGCCUAUGGCGUUCAAUCCAGGACCCGGUCCGGGUCAAGCUCGUUCGCUUCCAUUUUUUCUAUGUCUGACAGAGGCACCAUGCUGGGUAUGACAUUCAUAAUCCUAAGCCAGGAUUUUAGCCCGGUGCUCUUUGGUCUUUUCCAUAGGUCGUGUGAGGGAAAUAGACAAAAUUGAGGUUGAUCAAAAUAAGCCAAGUUCACACACAAUCCC